Messenger RNA from Microthlaspi erraticum, 1176 nucleotides. NCBI's taxonomy places the organism in Eukaryota, Viridiplantae, Streptophyta, Magnoliopsida, Brassicales, Brassicaceae. The record is from the annotation of a GenBank genome assembly.
AUGUUCAAAAGAGACGAUUACAUUCGCACUAAACCCGACGCCGUCUUUUCCCAGUGGCAGGGUUUUGCCGGAUCCAUGCUUCUUCGUAAACCCUUUUCAGAAAAUGCAGAAUUACGAAGGACUUUAGUGGAUUACACCUCCAUUUCUCGGGAUUUUGGCCCAAAGAUUCUAAUAGGAGCAAACAAUAAGGAAGAUGUCAGAAAGGGAAAAGACUAUGCAGGCAGAUACAGAGUCCAAGGAUCCAUCCCGGGUCUCGGUGUAGCUGUUGACCCAAAGGACGUUCUUGUGGCUUCUCAUGGUCAAACCGAAAGCAUUAGAUCUCGGCUCAGGUCUUAUGGUAGAUCUAUUCCCCAUCAUGACUUGCUUAUGAGCCAGAGAAAUCCAGGAGUCUCUCACACGAUUCUUCCUUCCUCUCAGAAGAAAACUGGCAACAGAACCGAAGACAAGAAGCAUGAGAGAGAGAUCAGCUGUGAUGCAGCUGAGGAUAAGAGUACUUCUCCUGCUUCGGUACUUGGACUCAGAAGUGAUGACAUUAUUGAUGAGUCUGAUUCUCUUUCUGUCUGUGGAGUCUUACUAGAAGAUGGUACUACUUGCACUACAACUCCAAUCAAAGGAAGAAAGAGAUGUACAGAGCAUAAAGGGCAGAGAAUCUCUAGUGUUCCCCCUGAAAAACACAUUCCGAGUGAAGCUCCUAGAGGAAGAGAAUGUGAAGAAACAGAGAACAUAUGUGGAGUGAUUUUACCUGACAUGGUACGUUGCAGAACGAAGCCUGUUUCGAGGAGAAAACGAUGUGAGGAACACAAGGGAAUGAGAGUCAAUGCCUUCUUCUUUCUGUUGAACCCAAUGGAACGAGAUAAAGCUGUCAAAGAGGAUAAAUCCAAACCGGAGACAUGUAAAGGCUCAGUGAACCAAGAGGAUUCAAGUCCGAGUCUUCUCUGUGAAGCUACAACGAAGACUGGUUUGCCUUGUACGAGAAGUGCUCCUAAGGGAAGCAUAAGAUGUUGGCAGCACAAAGAUCAAACUUUGGACAAGAGAUCAUCCGAAAAGGUUGAGUCAGCAACUGUUGGUCAAGUAAUUUGCGGUGUUAAGCUGUACAAUGGAACGGUAUGCGAGAAGCCUCCAGUGAAAGGAAGGAAGAGAUGUGAGGAGCACAAGGGGAUGAGAGUCACAUCUUGA